CAGAUGGUGUUUUUCAAAUCUUGAUGAUAGCACUGCAGAGGAUGGUUGCUAUAGUCUCAUAAUGGGGGCUGGAGAAACUGGAAAUUUCAAGAUGUUGGAACCUGGCAAACCUCCACCAGCAAAGAAAGUUCGAAAGGAGCGAAAUCGGGGCAAAUUUUCUGAAAUUUCUUGCUCAACUGAAACUAUGGAGCAACAGAUAUGGAAGGAAUUUCCAGAAGAUCUUUUUGAAGCUGUCAUUGCAAGACUUCCUAUCGCCACUUUCUUCCGUUUCCGUUCAGUUUGCCGGAAGUGGAAUUCCUUGCUGACUACUCAGAGUUUCUCUCAACAAUGUGAACAGAUCCCACAAGCCCAACUCUGGUUUUAUACCAUUACACAUGAAAAUGUCAAUACUGGAGCCAUGUAUGACCCUAAAUUAAAGAAAUGGCACCACCCUACUGUUCCUGCUUUGCCAACAAAGUUAAUUGUCUUGCCAGUGGCUUCAGCUGGGGGUCUUGUAUGUUUUCUUGACAUUGGACAUAGGAGCUUCUAUGUGUCCAACCCUCUUACCAAGUCUUUCAAAGAGUUGCCAGCUAGGUCAGUGAAGGUCUGGUCCCGUAUAGCUGUUGGGAUGAUUCUGAAUGGGAAUUCAACUUGUGAGGGCUAUGCCAUCCUUUGGGUUGGUUGCGAUGGAGAGUAUGAAGUUUAUGACUCCACAAAGAACUCGUGGACCCGUCCAGGCAGCAUGCCCUCAAACAUUAGGCUACCAAUGGCUCUGAACUUUAGGUCGCAAGCAGUGUCCAUUGGUACUAUACUUUAUUUCAUGCGUUCAGACCCUGAUGGAAUUGUAUCCUAUGACAUGGUAACUGGGGUCUGGAAGCAGUUUAUUAUCCCGGCUCCUCUGCAUCUAAGAGACCAUACACUUGCAGAGUGUGGGGGGCGGAUCAUGCUUGUGGGGCUGCUUACAAAGAAUGCUGCCACAUGCGUGUGCAUAUGGGAGUUGCAGAAGAUGACUCUUUUGUGGAAGGAGGUUGACAGAAUGCCAAACAUCUGGUGCUUGGAGUUUUACGGAAAGCACGUUAGGAUGACUUGCUUGGGUAACAAAGGUUUACUUUUGUUGUCGUUGAGAUCAAGACAAAUGAAUCGACUGGUCACCUAUAAUGUAACAAGCAGGGAAUGGUUAAAGGUUCCUGGCUGUGUAUUGCCACGUGGGAGAAAGCGGCAGUGGAUUGCAUGUGGCACUGCAUUUCAUCCCUGUCUGACUGCAGUGGCUUGAUUUUCCAUUUGCUUGAGAUCCUGGUAGCGUUGGCAUGUUAGGCACCAGGUCAGUUUUCAUAUGGAUUCUAUCGUCAGUUGGGCUGGAGACAGUGUUGCGACCGCUGUCUUCAGCCUAAUUUCUUGCGAUGAUAUGGGUAAAACGAUCCUAUGGGGAUUAAGAUAUUACAUUUGUUCUUGUAUAAACAUCUUAAUGUCGACUCUGGUUCAGAAGACAUUCUAAAAUGCUAUUUUUGAAUCAGCUGGCAAGAAUGUUUUGGACUUCGUUCUGUUCAAAGCAGAAAAAACUGUAUGUCUUUGGUGGGAAAUAUGCUUUUUACAACAUUCUGGGAAGGGUUUUCGUUUGCAAGUCUUUUCCCUUAAAUGGGCCAAUUAUAUCUUGUGGGACAUAAGAGUAAUACCAUCUGCUUUCAUUUUUCUUGUUUUUUUUGUUCAAUAGUAAAAGGUGUCCGGACUAGUUUACAUGUAUUUUUACUAAUUUCUUGCUCGGUCUGGUCAAAGACAAAUCAUCUACGUUGGGAU
Messenger RNA from Ilex paraguariensis (yerba mate), 1773 nucleotides. The record is from the annotation of a GenBank genome assembly. NCBI's taxonomy places the organism in Eukaryota, Viridiplantae, Streptophyta, Magnoliopsida, Aquifoliales, Aquifoliaceae.